Molecule: messenger RNA, 2663 nt
Organism: Hippocampus comes (tiger tail seahorse)
Lineage: Eukaryota; Metazoa; Chordata; Actinopteri; Syngnathiformes; Syngnathidae
Gene: rpa1
Product: replication protein A1
Exons: 17
Coding region: 237-2072 (611 amino acids)
Biological process (GO): DNA replication; DNA recombination; DNA repair
Cellular component (GO): nucleus
Molecular function (GO): DNA binding
Source: RefSeq, a predicted model, not a curated record
GUGACGCAUCCGUUACACAUGAUCCAUUGCCGAUGUGAAUUGCACCGGGAUCAGUUAAAUAAAGCGGAAGCGGGAAGUAAACGCUGCUUGGCGGGACAGUCGAAGCGUUGGCGCCAUUGGGGACGAUUUACUUUGCGUUCGAAGUGUGAAGCAGUACGGCUCAAGUCCGGACUCCAGAGUGUAUCUCAUUCUUAAAAAAAUAUUAGCAAAGUCAAAAUAACUGCUUCUUCGCAGAUAUGAUGCAGUUGACGGACGGAGCGAUAGAGGCCUUGUCCAGCGGAAGCGGUGUAAACGACGCCAUCCUUCAACUGGUGAGCAUCCGCAAGAUUGAGGGUGGAAACGGUCCAGCUCGUUAUCGUGUGAUGAUGAGCGAUGGACGACACACCAUGUCCUCAUUCAUGCUUUGCACACAACUCAAUUUCAUGGCCGAAGACAACCUGCUGGCCCCCAACUGCAUUGUUCGUAUCAAGAGACACGUGACAAAUACUCUCAAGGAUGGACGACGUGUGGUAAUCAUUUUGGAGAUCGAGGUCCUCAAGCCCGCGGCAGAUGUCAACGGCCGAAUUGGCAACCCAACUCCUUAUAGCGAUGGACAGGCUAAAGCCCCUCAGCAGGCCGCGCCGCCAGCUGCCCCUGUCAGCCGUCCUCCUCUUCAGGCUCAAAUUGGAAAUGAUCCGCCCUCCUCCGCCUCCCUCCCCCCUCCAGUGAACAGAGCGGUCGGUAAAGAUUUUGGGAAGAAGCCGGCCGCGCCCAUGACGCCAGGGGGGCCCUCCAAAGUUCAGCCCAUUGCCAGCCUCAACCCAUACCUAUCAAAAUGGACCAUCUGCGUCCGCAUCACCAACAAGAGCAGCAUCCGCACGUGGAGCAACUCCCGUGGCGAUGGCAAACUUUUCUCCAUGGAGGUCGUGGACGAGAGCGGAGAGAUCAGGGUGACCAGCUUCAACCAAGAAGUAGACAAGUUUUUUGGGCUCAUCGAGGUUGGCAAGGUCUACUACAUCUCCAAAGGCAACCUAAAGGUGGCCAACAAGCGGUUCACCUCAGUGAAGAACGACUACGAGGUCACCCUGAAUGGCGAGACCUCCAUCAUUCCGUGCGAGGACAACUGCGAUGUCCCCAUGGUGCAGUGCGACUUCAUCACCAUCGGCGACCUGGAGAAGAAGGAGAAGGAUUCCCUUGUGGACGUGAUUGGCGUGUGCAAGAGUGUGGGUGAGGUGACCCGCCUCACCACGAAGACCAACCGGGAAGUGUCCAAACUGACGAUUAAUCUGAUGGACGCAUCUGGCAAGAUGGUGAUGCUCACGUUGUGGGGAGAAGAAGCGGAGCAGUUCAAUGGCACCUCUCAGCCCAUCGUGGCCAUUAAGGGCGCCAAGCUGUCCGACUUCGGCGGGGUCUCACUCUCGACGUCCUUCACCAGCACCCUGAUGACCAACCCGGACAUCCCUGAGGCAUACAAGUUGCGCGGCUGGUUUGACAAGGAAGGCCACAGCAUGGAAGGAAAGUCUGUGACCGAGUUGAAAGGAAGUGGCGGCAUGGGAAACGCCGUGUGGAAGACCUUGGCUGAUGUGAAGGCGGAGAACUUAGGACACGGAGAGAAGGCCGACUAUUACACAUGCAUCGGCACCAUUGUGUACAUGCGUCAAGAUAACUGCCUCUACCGGGCGUGCCCAACUCCAGACUGCAACAAGAAGGUGGUGGACCAGUAUAACGGGAUGUACCGCUGCGAGAAGUGCGACAAAGAAUUCCCCAACUUCAAGUACCGCCUUAUCCUAUCAGCCAACAUUUCAGAUUACACCAACAACCAGUGGGUGACUUGCUUCCAGGAGACCGCCGAGGCCAUUUUGGGCCAAAACGCAGCUUAUCUGGGACAGCUGAAGGAGUCGAAUGAAGCAGCGUUUGACGAGGUCUUCCAGAAAGCCAACUUCAGCACGUUUGUGUUUCGCAACAGAGUGAAGCUAGAAACGUACAAUGACGAGUCCAGAAUCAAGGCGACGGUGAUGGAGGUGAAGCCCGUGGACCACCAAGAGUACAGCAGAAGGUUGAUCAUGAACAUCAGGAAAAUGGACGCCAAGUAAAAAAAAAAAAACCCUCAAGAAGCAUCUUAAAAAUAUGUUUUGCGCAUUGAGAAAGUGUGUGGGCAGUUCCUGUGGUUUUUGAUGGGGGGGGUUUCCCGUGCUUUAUUUUUCUUCAUGUUCUUGAGAGUAAUCCUCUUGGCCCCGAAACAGAGUGACUGUUUGGCCUGUCUUGUUUAAACAUUUUCUCGUUCUGUAAGCACGGUCACGCCAGCACAAGCAAAACAGUGCCGCGUGUCUUAAGUUGGUUGUCUCUUGCCGGCAAAAGCGUUCACGGCAGGAGAACCCCCACCCCCACCCCAAGCCCCGCUUUUCACAAGCUGCAAGUGGCUGUGCUUGCCCUGAUAAGUCUUGUUUAUUCUCAGAGUUCGUUUUCUGACUUGCAAGCACAGCGCGCUAAGGAGAUCAUCUUCGAUUGAAAAGAGGUUGCGUUGUUUCUGUAAGAUGCUUCUGCAUUUGACUUGUUUUUCCUGUAGUUGUCGAAUCAAGUCACCGGGUUUGUUGUUCAUUUACUUGUUUUGUGUGAUGUUGUUAAAAUGAGAAGCUGUUCCAGCAAUAAUAAUAAAAAAGAAAUACUACUUUCUUUUGGACUAA